UAAUAAACCCUUAUCCACUCCGCAUUCCUUUUUCUCUUGUGGUGUCUCAAACCAUCCAAUCCUCUCAUUUCUUCUUCUUCUUCUUCUUCUUCUUCUUUCUGAUAUAAACAAAACGCAGAAGUUGGUAUAAUUACGGUGCAACCAUGACCAGCAUAACCAUGAGCUUAACAGCUCGAACACUUGCUACUUCCAAUCAGUGUUCGACACGACAGCAUUUUCCCUUUCAAUUCAGAACCCAUUCCCUGCUCCUUAAACCCUCGCCAAGACGCAGAAAUUGCAGAAUCGUUUGCAUGGCGGAGCCUUAUUUGAUUACAAAACUGGAAUCCGCUGAGAAGACCUGGCAAGAAUUAUCGAUCAAGCUGGGCGAUCCGGAUGUCGUUUCGAAUCAAAGUGAAUACCAAAAGCUUGCACAAUCUGUAGCCGAGCUUAACGAAGUUGUGUCAAUUUACCGGAAAUUUAAGGAUUGUGAGAAGCAAUUAGAAGAAAGUAAAGCUUUAGCGAAAGAGGAAGGAAACGAUGAAGAUAUGGCUGAGAUGAUACAAUUGGAAAUUGACUCUUUAUCGUCUGAACUUAAAGAGCUCGAGGAGAAGCUUAAGCUAUUACUACUACCAAGUGAUCCUCUUGAUGCUAGAAAUAUAAUGCUCGAAGUAAGGGCAGGUACUGGUGGAGAUGAGGCUGGAAUUUGGGCUGGUGAUCUUGUUCGUAUGUAUGAGAAAUACAGUGAGCGGAACUCUUGGAAAUACUCUUCAAUUUCAUGUUCUGAGGCUGAAAAGGGAGGAUACAAAACCUAUGUGAUGGAGGUUAAAGGCACCCGCGUCUACAGCAAACUAAAAUACGAAUCUGGUGUUCAUCGAGUUCAACGGGUUCCUCAGACAGAAACACAGGGACGCGUGCAUACUUCUACGGCAACGGUAGCCAUUAUGCCCGAGGCAGAUGAAGUUGAGGUGGUAAUUGACCCAUCGGAAAUUGAACUUACAACGGCAAGGUCUGGAGGCGCUGGAGGGCAAAAUGUCAACAAGGUGGAAACAGCUGUUGAUCUUUUCCACAAACCAACGGGGAUUCGCAUCUUUUGUACCGAAGAGAGGACGCAGGUCCGAAAUAAGGCCCGCGCUCUCCAGCUUCUGCGAGCAAAACUGUAUGAGAUAAAAGUUAGGGAGCAGCAAGAGUCAAUAAGGAAUGAACGGAAAUUACAGGUCGGUACAGGUGCUCGUGCUGAAAAGAUUCGGACAUACAAUUACAAGGACAAUCGAGUUACCGACCACCGAUUAAAGAUGAACUUUGAGCUCACAUCAUUUCUGGAGGGUGAUAUAGAAAAUGCUGUGCAGGCGUGUGUUACUACGGAGCAGAAGGAACUUCUUGAAGAACUUGCAGAGUCUGUAGGUGCAUCAGCCGGCUGAUCAAUCAGCACCAAUUUGUCACAAAAUUAUUCUGGAAAUCAAAGCUCUUGAAAUAGCAAACAUUCCCUGGGAGAAAAUGCUGCUGUCCAAUGUGAAGGGAAAGAAAAAAUCUUUUUACUGUCACUGUGAUGUUACACUGUAAAUUUUGCCAUAUCCCGCCUAACUUUAAGAUGGGCAGUCACAUUGCAAAGUUAUUUAAUCCUAUUUUUCAUUUGAAAUUACA
Mercurialis annua (annual mercury) is the source of this 1620-nucleotide messenger RNA. Its product is annotated as peptide chain release factor APG3, chloroplastic. Bases 144 to 1397 code for a protein of 417 amino acids. The record is from RefSeq and is a predicted model, not a curated record. Gene Ontology annotation, biological process: plastid translation; translational termination; chloroplast organization. Gene Ontology annotation, molecular function: translation release factor activity, codon specific. The transcript has 15 exons. Gene Ontology annotation, cellular component: chloroplast. NCBI's taxonomy places the organism in Eukaryota, Viridiplantae, Streptophyta, Magnoliopsida, Malpighiales, Euphorbiaceae.